AUGACCAAAGAUGUGGUGAAGCUGCGUCGAGCUGCCCUCGCUUCCGAUGCCGUAUUGGUCAGAUGCUUGUCUGAAAUGGCCGAAUCGACUGUCGGAGGUCAUUUGGUCUCUGGACCUCAAACUGCCGUAGUCCUUCAAGGCUUGGAUAUGCCUAACGUGCAACUUGUUAUCAACUACUCAGUGCCACUCAGUGAGAAAACCUACCGGCAUCGUAUUGGUCGGACUGCACGAGCUGGCCAACCCGGUACUGCCAUCACUCUGAUCACGCGAGAUGUGGCUCACUCGUUUCUAGAGCUCGAGGCUUCACUUGCCCCGUAUUUACCAGUACGGGCAGAUGGGCCACAAAAGGCCCCGGUGGCGUGCAUCCCCCGUUGGCCCAUUCCUAUACCUGGACCAACUGGAAAACAGGGCAUGCUUACUCGAAGACGCUUGGCCGAUGAAGCGUGGUCCAAAGCGGGCAAACUUAUUCGCAGCCAAGAUGCCGAAAGAAAGAAAGCUCUAGCAAGAAAUCGUGGUGUUGCUGAUGACGAUGAUAUAAGCGACGAGGAUGAGGAGAUGGACGAAACUGACAACACCGAUUCCGCAUAUUCAGAAUCCUCAGUCAGUGAUGGCAAUAUUAGAUCUCAUCAACCGGUGCCCAACAAGCCUUCUGUGGAUGAAAGCGAUCGGUUGGAUCCAGUCCAGACGCUCAAUAUGCCGUUGGCCACAUCCGGUUUGGCUGGCAUUCAAGCUGCUCGUCAGACCUGGCGUGCGCUAACCCGGGAGAGGCGGAAGCGUCGUCGAGAGCGUCAAGCAAUACGUGAAAGUCAUCGUGAAAAUAAAGGCUGGGGAUUACGAACUUUAAAAGCAACUGAAAGAAAACGCAACGAUCAGGCUGACGUGGAUGCGGACACCAGUGAUGCGGUGGCGGCGACGGAGGAGGAGGAUCUUUCGGAUACGGAUCACCUUCGAUUCGAGGAGACACUGAAGGCGAAGUAUUCAAAAACCGAAAAAGGCGCCAAACGUGUACACAAGCUAUGA
Molecule: messenger RNA, 1020 nt
Organism: Echinostoma caproni
Lineage: Eukaryota; Metazoa; Platyhelminthes; Trematoda; Plagiorchiida; Echinostomatidae
Source: the annotation of a GenBank genome assembly